This is a messenger RNA of Verruconis gallopava, 1328 nucleotides long. RefSeq lists its product as uncharacterized. NCBI's taxonomy places the organism in Eukaryota, Fungi, Ascomycota, Dothideomycetes, Venturiales, Sympoventuriaceae. Bases 147 to 1055 code for a protein of 302 amino acids. The transcript has a single exon. The record is from RefSeq and is a predicted model, not a curated record.
ACGUCGAGAUAGUGCACCCCUUCAAGACCUAGGAGCCACGGCGCAGACAAUCCUGAAAUUCAAAGCACAUCGCGAUCGGUAGACGGCCCUCUACGCGGAGCGGCCCUUUCCCUGCUGUCCACCGCAUACUCCCACCAAGCCUUGCUAUGGCAACUCAAUCGCCGCACUCACCCUCCGACGUGGCCAUGCGUGAUCGUGCAAACUCUACGGCCUCGGACGUGGUCAUGAGCGAUACCAUGGACCCAGAGAGUCCGACGACCGAUCCGUCGACGUACGCAGACGCACAGCAGGUGCUGACGCCGCAGAUUUCGAACGAGGAACAAUUCAUGAGCCUGCCUAAGUCCGUCGCGAACAGUCCGCUGUUCCGGUUGCCCAAAGACAUCAGGGUGCGCAUCUACAACUACUGCCUAAGUAGCAAGUACUCGGUGAUGUGGCCCGUCGACCGUCUUAAUCUCGAACUGCAGCCGCAGCUGCUACGAACAUGCUCCACUAUAUACAAAGAGGCUGUUGCCAUCCUUUAUUCCAACACGUUACAUUUCAUUCACCCAAGCGAUGCAAACAUGUUCCUUUGGGCGCACAACCCGGAUCUGGGCCGUAGUGUUACCAAGUUGCUGUUCCAGAUCAGAGACAGGGAUGUCAAGGCCAUAUGGUCCGGAUACCUAAGCUCAACCAGGGUGGAACGUUCGCUGCAAAAGGACUACCCGAACUUGCGUACGCUGCAUAUACAAUUCCGCUCUAGUUUCUUGAAUGCCAUGAACGGCAAUAUUGCCGGCCGAUUCGAGAGAUGGGAGAACGACAACACAUUUAGGGAGGUCCUACUUGGUUUGACGGACAGGGUGCCGCCAAACUGCGAGGUGAAAAUCUUGGUGUGCAACAGGCUGAUUGCCGACGAUGCGAGAGCACUGUAUAACACCUUUCCACAUCAAUUAGACAGGGUUAAGGAUCCGGGUCCGGAUCGGCGUCUGAUCCUGAGGACACCGUGGAAAAAUCUUUUCGGGGCAUCAGUGGCGCUGGAGAUUGAGGGCCAAGAGCAAUCACGAUACUUUGGACCGUGAUGUUUUAUGCAUGUGGUUGAAUAGUGGAAGUGGGCCAAAAGUCGCCCCUCUUUCGUGCUCGGCGUACAUGAACGUAAUAUAUGCGACGCCGGUUUCGUGGCAUAAGACGCAUUUGUAUGAGAAAAGCUAGCGGUUUUGAGCAACACGUGUCAUAGGCCUGAGCGUGCAAUGAACAAAUAAGACUAGAUUACAAUUCCUGUCAUACACACCAUCUAAUCUCACAGACCGCUUAACCUGCACAAGACGAGAAAGCAAUAUAAGGACAUUAACAAU